AGGAGGAGGAGUACGGAAAACACGGGUAGAGAGAGAGAGAGCAAAACAGGAACAGAAAGUGAAGACUUGUCAAGAUGUUUGGGUAAGAGGUUCCAGGACUGAACAGAACACAGCAGAAGCCAGAUGCUAAACUGAAAGGAGCAAACGUCUGAGCAGCUGACUGGAUUAGACAAGAGGGGUGACCUGACCUGCUGCCACAGAAGCAUCUGCGGGCCUCAACAAUUCAGCAGCGUGACAAAACGAAACCGCAAGCUAAAGGGCAAGAGGGCUUGAGAAAACAAUUAGAGGAAUGCUGACCUGCAUAAACAAACUCAGCUUAAGAUUUUUUUUUUACCCCCCCUCCAGAUUAAAUCACAACAACAAGGCAAUUUCAAGAAAAGACACUCCUACAAGCAAGCAGUGUUUUGGUCCUUAUAAGAGCAAAACAGACGCGUUCUAACAGCAUCCGUAAGGUGAACGUCCAAAGAGGAACAGAACAGCACAAGUUUGGACAGAUUCGUCACAUAGAGCAGUGCCUCGGGGUAACUAUCUCAUCUGGGAUCUUCACGAAGAAUGAGGAGCAUGUGAAGUUCAUUGUCAAGUCACUGGAAAUCUUUGUGCUGAUGGCUGAUGAACUGACUUGUGCUCAGAGAGCUACAUGAGAUAUCAAUCAGCUUUUAAUGUUGAAGCUACUCACUCGGAUGAGUGGCGCAAGUCGGUUAUUUCGGUGUGCUGGCAGAGUUUCUUUUUUAUCGCAGUAUAGACCUCUAAGUCUCUGUAAAGCUUAUUAAAACGUUUCUGGGAGUCCGACUCAAGCAACUGAGCUCCGCAGGCCAAACGUUAUGGAAGGGAAGUUUCAGAGUGUCCAGGAUUUUUUCAGCUGGCUGUGGACCUUGGCUGUGGACAAACACAACCAGGGGGUCUACAACACCGUCUGCCUGGUCAUCCUGCUGACGCUUCCUCUGCUGGUCAUCCUCACCGCUGUGGUGGUGUGCUGCCACUGCUGCUGCUGUCGCCAUGAUGGCAGCUGCUGCUGCUGCUGCUGUGGAGGCUCUUCGAGGUCGGCAGGGAAAAAGAAAAAGAGUUCCUCCAACAGCGAGGACUUGUGGAUAUCCGUAAAGACUGGACCGACGACUCCUGAUCGGGUCGCUAUGGGAAUGGUGUGAGGAUUACGUCUGUUCAGGAUUACCGCACUGGUGCCGAUCAGUAGUUGAAAACUCAGACUUGUUUGGGAUGUGGAUAUCGUUCAAAUAAAAAGAACUUCAUAUUGUCGUGGGCAUACACACGGCUGAGACGAGUUUGUUUUUGUAUAUAAAUACUUGUCACUUUGUAUUCACAUGAUGCUGUGUGUUCUGGUUUUAUGACAGUGUUUACAACAUUUUUAUGAGCUUUUUUUAGUGCGUGGUACAUAAAAAAGAAAUAUGCAGACUGAAAAAAAAAAAAAAUAUAUGAAUGCAAGUGUGUCUGUGCAGCGUGUGUGUGUCAGGUAGAGAGGCGUAGAGUUAUUGGGAGAACUUAGUUCUUAGAGCUCCCAUGUGAAAUUCAAUGCAUCCAUAUUUGGGAGAGGGAGCAAAGGAAAAGUCGGCUCACUGCUCAAACAGCUGUACUAGCACCCACUUUUCAGAGUGCAGACUGAGAAAAACAGCAGAGAUAUCCCAAAUGAGCCCUUAUUUUAUUACUUUUUAAAAACAAUUGAGUAUUGUUUAAUAAAAGAUAUGUUUGUCCAUACGUUGGAAUCAUUAGGGUUCUCACAUUAACGGAAGAUGAAGAAUAGAGGCAGUUUGUUAUGCAAGAAAACAAAUUGAAAUAAUUUGCUUUUAGAAACUCACUAUAUACAGUGUGUGUAUUAUGGCUCUUUUUGGAUUUGAAGCUCUGGAAAAGUAAAAUGUCAUUUCAAGCUAAUAUGUCAAGAUAUAGAAAAAUAAUUAAUCACCAGUUUGGGUUUUUGAUCGAUGCUGUGCGUUUCAGUGCACUGCAACUUAACGUCUGCAAAUGCAAGACACUGCCUUCAGUGCAGAAAUGAAAUAAAAAAAAAUAAUAAUUGAGUUUGAUGUCAGGUUAAGGGCACUAUACAGAUAAAACAGUUGCUCUUGCAUAGAAAACCUUACAGAAGCACUUUGGAAUUUAGACAGCUACUAGGCAUUAUGACCACAGUUAUGUCUGUUAUGUAUAUAUGGACAUUCAGAAUAUAGUUUUAUUAAAAUUGCUAAGCAAUCUUUUGUUUUACUACUAUCCCGAGUUCCCUCAACUCUUGUGUGUUUAUAUAUAGACAAACAUGUAAAGUAAACAAGUUUUUUUUUUUUGUUACAUUUCUGAAAUACAGAAAAUUUAAACUUUAUUGAAAUUGUAUAAGAUUUUGCCACAAUUUUUUGUUUUUUUAAUUAUUGUAGCAACUUCUUCAAAGGCUAAUUAAGCAGAAGUCUGUCUGCAGCGUCAUCUUUAUUCAUUAGCUUACUCUGACACCAAGUUGGAGGCCGGCUCCUCUCAUUACAGCUCACACAGACAAUAUCCCAUGUGGAGAGCAGAGAUGUCUCUUCUGCUUAAUUUUUGCUGUAUACAAAAAUCCUGUAAAAAAA
Molecule: messenger RNA, 2555 nt
Organism: Poecilia latipinna (sailfin molly)
Lineage: Eukaryota; Metazoa; Chordata; Actinopteri; Cyprinodontiformes; Poeciliidae
Product: KIAA0040 ortholog
Exons: 2
Coding region: 822-1145 (107 amino acids)
Source: RefSeq, a predicted model, not a curated record